Molecule: messenger RNA, 968 nt
Organism: Lactuca sativa (garden lettuce)
Lineage: Eukaryota; Viridiplantae; Streptophyta; Magnoliopsida; Asterales; Asteraceae
Source: RefSeq, a predicted model, not a curated record
AUGUUCAUUUUCAAGAAAUAAAAUGAGAGAAAGAGACCUUUAAUAACGUUUCUUUAUGUAUAUUCAUUGCCUUGGUGAAUGAGCUGAAAUCUGCAAGCUUCAAUUCCCCGUUCAUUUUCUAUUGUAGCCUACCCAUAAAGAAGCCACCAUGGCUAGUUUUUUGGUUAACACAUUAAAGGAGGCAAUAGAUGACGUAGGAGAAAAAUUGCAAGAAGUACAACCUAUCAAUGCACUCAAAGAGGCUGUAGUUGAUGUAGAAGAAAAAUUACAAGAAGUACAACCUAUCAAAGCACUCGAAGACACUAUAGCUGAUGUAGGAGAAAAAUUACAAGAUGUACAACCUGUCAAAGCACUCGAAGACGCUAUUGCUGAUGUAGGUGAAAAAGUACAAGAAGUACAACCUAUCAAUUCACUCAAAGAAACUAUAAGUGAUGUAGGAGAAAAAUUACAAGAAAUACAACCUCUCAAUGAACUCAAAGAGACUGUAGCUGAUGUACAAGAAGACUUGCAUGAAAUACAACCUAUCCAUGGCCUCAUAGACACCAUAUCUAAUGUACGAGAUGAAUUACUUGAAGCAGAGCCUGUCAAUGCCCUCAUAGAGGCCAUAUCUGAUGUACAAGACGAAUUGCAUAAUAUACAACCUCUAAAUGCACUCAAAGAGACCAUGAAUAAGGUACGAGAAGGACUACAAGACGUACAAUGUGUCGCUGAUAUCAUAGAGGCUAUAGUACCUCCUAUCAUGGGAGUCCUAGAGACUAUAGUACCUCCUGUCCUUUCACUCGUGAAGAAAAUCGUUGUUAUGUGUGCUACAAACGACUGAAGAGGAAUAAAGUUGUUUAUAUUUAUGAUUUGAAAGUGUUUAAGAAGGUAAUGUGUAUUGAUAAUUUAGGAACAUGCAAAGUGCUUGUAAUGUGAAUACAAAAGUUGAGGAACGUGUUAAUUAUUGUAAUGUUAUUGAGAUUGAAAUA